GCAACAGACUCGCAGAGCAGGCUAGUCCUUGGCAUUUUAAAAACGGUGUCUUUUUUCUGCAACAGACUCGCAUAGUAGGCUAGUUUUAGCAUUUAAAAAUGGUGUCUUCAAUUUCCUCGUGUCUUUUUAUUCGUUCAUUUCAGAGCUUGAGCUCCAAGACUGUUGAGAUGUGUCGAUAAAGGUACAUUGCUCUGACGCACUCGAGGAUGAAUGGAGAAAGUAGAAACUGGACUAGGCUACUCGUCGCUGGAUUACAUUUAAAUCCGUGUCUUUAGUCUUUGUUGUUGUGCCUUUUAACUCUACACAACUCUCCUAAUUCUUAAACAUGACUGAAGAAAAUACGGAUUUUCCUAACGAGUUGCUGGAGAGUGUAAGAGAUGCCGUGGGAGGGAAGAUCAAGCUCACCCUGAAGAAGAGGGUGAAACUGGAGGUCAAAGGUGACAAACUGGAGAACCGAGUCCUGGCUUUGGCAUCCCAUCGGGGCUUUCUCCUUACUGCGAGGGUCCCCACCAAGAUUGAACAGACCUUCAAUUACCUGGAUAUACAAGGGAUCACUAGUAACAAGCCCACUCAGUUGUUAUUGGAGUAUGACCGAGGCCGGCUGUCCCUGAAGCUUGGCUCUGUGGAGGAUGUGGAUGAGGUGGUGGCCCACAUUGGGACCUGUCUACACAGGAUCUGUCCAGGCCUGUCCCCAGUUGACAGUUUGUGGGUGUGUCCCCUGCACUGUGAAAGGAAGGCGAUGAAGAAGUUGACCCUGAUGCCUCCUGAGAGGACGGCCGCCCUACAGUCUCUCUGGGAGGACCAGGCCACCACAGACCUAGGGCCAUGUGGUGGUUUCUCCCACAUGUACUGGUGUCUCUGCGACCAGCUGGGUCUGCCGUUCAGAGAGGAGGUGCAGUGGGAUGUGGACACAAUCUAUCAAACCCAGGACACCAGAGAACUGAACCUGCAGGAUUUCGUACAUCUUGAGAACAGAGAUUUGGUGGCCAUCAUUCUGGUCCUGGAGUAUAACCAAUGGUUUACCAAGCUCUCCACAAAGGACUACAAACUGUCCACAGAUGUGUGUGAACAAAUCCUGCGAGUUGUGGCCCGCUCUAGUCGCUUAGAGGAGAUGGUGUUAGAGAAUGCAGGUCUCAGAAGUGAUUUCGCACAGAAGUUAGCCAACGCUCUGACCUGCAACCCUGCCUCUGUACUUCACACCCUCAACCUCACAAACAACUCCCUGGAGGACAAGGGUGUAUCUGCUCUCAGUGCACAGCUGGCCAAACUCCCAAUGGGUCUCAAGCAUUUGAACCUCUCAAAGACCUCCAUAUCACAAAAAGGGGUUAACAGUCUUGCCCAGGCGCUGAGUGCCAACCCUGCUGUCCCCACUACCCUCACACACCUGGACCUCUGUGGGAACUCACUCCGAGGAGACGACCUCCCAAAUCUGUACAAUUUCCUGGGUCAACCUAACAGUCUAGUAACUCUGGACCUGUCCAACAGCGACUGCUGUCUGGACCAAGUCUGCACUUCACUUCUACGAGGCUCUCUCAAGCACCUCUCAGUGCUCAACAUGUCUAAGAGCGUUUUCUCUAGCAGGAGAAGUAAAGAUGUGCCGCAUUCCUUCAAGCAGUUCUUUGGCACUGCCCUGGCUCUGAGCAGCGUCAACCUGUCUGGAACCAAACUCCCCCUGGAAGCGCUCAAGGCACUUUUACUAGGUCUUGGCUGCAAUCCUAACCUAUGUGAAGUGUCACUGGAUCUCAGCAGCUGUGAGCUAAGAUCUGGAGGUGCUCAGAUUCUGGAGGGCUGCAUAGCUGAGAUUCCCAACAUCUCCAGCCUGGACAUCUCAGACAACGGUUUGGAUUCAGACCUGACCACUCUCUUGGUGUGGCUGGCCAAAAAUCGCUCCAUCCGCCACCUCUCACUGGGCAAGAACUUCAAUAACAUCAAGUCCAAAAAUUUGUCUCAAGUCUUGGACAACCUGGUGCACAUGAUACAGGAGGAGGAAUCGCCCCUGACGUCCCUCUCCCUGGCCGACUCCAAGCUCAAGGGGGAUCUGUCCAUCGUACUGAAUGCGCUGGGCAGCAACACCAGCCUGACCCGGGUGGACAUCAGCGGCAAUGGCAUGGGAGACAUGGGGGCCAAGAUGCUGGCCAAGGCCCUGCAGAUCAACACCAAGCUCAGGACGGUUAUGUGGGACAAAAACAAUGUCAGCCUACAAGGCCUCCAGGAUGUGGCAUCUGCUUUAGAGAAGAACCAGACCAUCCGCUUCAUGCCUAUCCCCAUCAUCGAUGCUGCCCAGGCCCUCAAGGCCAGCCCUGAGAAAACAGAGGAUGCCCUACUAAAGAUGGAGCGGUAUCUACUAAGGAACCACGAGACUCGAAAAUACCUCCAAGAGCAAGCUUACCGUCUCCAGCAAGGCAUUGUCACGACCACCACACAACAGAUGAUGGACAGGAUCUGUGUAAAGGUGCAGGACCACCUAAACUCCCUGAGGUAUACUGAGACCGAUGUCGUCCAGGAGGACAUGAAGGUGGCCAAGAACCUCAUGAAGGACGCCAGGAACUCCAAAAGACUACUGCCCAACCUGUACCACCUGAGGGGAUCUCUUGGUGGAAUGGACGGCCCCCCUGACAUGGGCGGCCCCAUUCAGGACAAGCUGGAGUCCAUGGCUGGAGAGAUAGCCAGGGUCAUGGAGGAGCAGCUACAGACGUUGUUACAAUCUAUGGUUGACACCGCUGAGGGCCUCUGUCCCCACGUGAUGAAGAGGGGCAACCUGCACCAGGAGCUGAUGAAGGCCAGCGCAGGCAGGAUGACCGUCCCCCAUAGCUUCAUCAUCACCACGCUACUGGAGCAGUCAGGAGUUGACAUCAUCAACAAGAUCAGUGAAGUGAAGCUCAGUGUGGCGUCCUUCCUCUCAGACCGUAUCGUGGAUGAGAUCUUGGAAUCUCUGUCCCGUUGCCAAAACACUCUGGCAGAACACCUGACCAGGAAAGCGCAGCCUCUUCUCCACCAGGAGCCCAAAGAGACGGAGGUGCUGGAUGAGACGGUCCUCCAGCCUGAGGCCCAGAACCAGGAGCAGAGGCAGCAGCCUGCUGAGAGUCUGGAGGAGAUGGACACCUGUGUGUCCAAGAGGAAGAGCAUUCUCUGCAGGAUGCUGCGGCCUGUAUCUGUGGCCUUUGAAAUGGAGUUUGACUUGGACAAGGCCCUGGAAGAAGUGCCUAUACACGAGGAAGACUCGCCCCCUCCUCCCCUAUCGGACAAGAUGCCGACGUACUUUGGCGAGCUGCCCACUAUGGAGGCCCGGAAGCUAGAGCACCACACCAAGCUCCGUCCCAAACCAAAAAAGAGGACCAAACCUAGCCGCGCACCACGGGAUUCAAUCUGCACCUCUCCACCACCAGAAGAAGUGGAGCAGAAUGGCCUCCUGGGAAAAGUGGAUGAGGGUGUUGAUGAAUUCUUUUACAAGAAAAUCACCCAACUUAGUUUUAAACGACCCACCCUGAGGGGCUCCUCCAACAUCCAGGAGGGUUCGGAGAAGAAACGGGAAUCCCGGAAAAGCGGCUUCUUUAACCUCAUCAAGUCUCGCACCUCCAAGUCUGAGAAGAGCCAUGGAGCAGCCGCCAUCCCCACCCCGGCUUCUGCGACUGUCAGCACUGUGACAGAGGAGCCCCUGUCCCCCAAGGCUCCGUUGCGGGACCACUCGGAAAUCUCCCCUGACCGCUCAGAAAAGCCACCAACCCAUGAACCCACUGCGGAACAGCACUCGGAGAGUGACAGUAAGGGGGGUCCUCACGGUGGCUGGCACUUUGGGGUCCCCGUAAUGGGCAUGGACUUCCUGGCGGAGAUGAGAAAAAUGCAUGAGAAAAUGGCCGCCCAUAAGUCUGACUCAUCUUCCUCUUCAGACAAGGCAGAUGGUAAAAAAGGAAAGCCAGAGAGUCAAACAUCGUCGAUAGACUUGUCGUCGAUAUCGCCCAGGUCUAAGCCCACCAGUGUUACACCCAGACCCCCAGCACCCCCGGGCACCAAGCCCCACCUGGGACCACACACUUUGGGACCUCUGAGCCCUCGCACCAGCAGCAGCCACAGCCCAGUUGUGGAUUUUUCAGCCUCAGAUGACACCCCCGACUCCCCUCUUGGAAACGUAUCCCCAAAAGGACCACUGCCCGCCCCUCGCCUGAAGAGGGCGCCGUCAGACUGUGAGAGGGAGGGGGAGACUAGCCCCGUUAUUGUUGAACUCACAGGAGACUCUAGCCCAUUUGACUUAGACCAUGAGACGGACAGGUCUGUUAUUGGCGGGAGACAGUGGUCCUCCCUGAAGAGUUCCACUUCUGUGGUACAGGAAGUAGAGGGUCGAGAGCGCACCAAGUCCCUCCCUGCAUCUGAGAGACCUUCGUCCAUGGUGGACGCUGCCCACUGCCAAAGCCCGGGGGUGUUUGAUAAAGACAACAACACGGAGGAAGACUUCCCUCCUCCCCCUGACACGGACCAAAGACAGGACCUUAUGCCUGACAACAUGGAGGAGGAGGAGGAGGAGGAGGAGAAGGAGGAGGAGGAGGAGGAGGAGGAGGAAGAGGACACCAUCAAUGACAUCGUCCCAGUGUAGAGAGAAAAGAUACAUCUAGUUUCUCCAUACUUUCCUCAAAGUGUUCCAUGGAGUGUCCAAGUGCACACUUCGGGAGAAUUGUGGAGAAUCGUAAUGCAGACAAAUAGCAAAGAACAAAAAAAGCUUAUGGACAAAACCUUGCCAAUAUCUUAUUCUUAAUAAAGACCGUUGAUUGGCUUAUACAAUCAACCAAUAAGCAGUGUUGUGUUCCUAUGUCUAAUAUGCAUGUAAUGUAUAUUUGUCAAUAUCUAUUAACACACUGAAAGAGAUAUAUGGAUGUGUUGAAAAAUAUGUAUGGGAUUUACAUUGUACCAUGGGCAAAUUGAUCAAGUAAACCUUAUUAAUGACAGGCAUAAUAACUUUGCUAUAUCAUGAUUUAUAUGAAAUACAUUUAUUGACGGGCUUGGUGAUGGUUUCCAGUAUUUAGUUUUAUUGGCUAAAUUGAUUUAUGCUGAAAAUACACAAACUCAUUUUUCAGUUUUUUUUACAAUGCAUUGUAACAAAAUCCUUUACAUGUAACAUCAAGUUGUCAAUAAUCCUGUAUUUGUAUAUUUGUAACAAUAAAAAAUAUUUCUACUGGUA
Messenger RNA from Salmo salar (Atlantic salmon), 5170 nucleotides. NCBI's taxonomy places the organism in Eukaryota, Metazoa, Chordata, Actinopteri, Salmoniformes, Salmonidae. The record is from RefSeq and is a predicted model, not a curated record.